AUGAAUGUGGCUUUAUCAAUGAACACGUUCACGAUGUCAGAUGAACGCCGUGGUCAGACCAAGAUUCAUCAGCUACUCGACAAGAAAUCGAACAAUGAGGCUGAACGCUUCAUAGCGCUGGCUUUCUCCCAAGAUGCUCAACAGAACAGAAAUGUCAAGUUGAAAAUGACGGCGUUCUUCAUCUGCCUUUGUCCGGAGUUCUUGGGUUGCCUUACUCGUUUCUUCACUGUGACCGCAUCACCUGAGCAGCAUGAGUAUGAGCAGGAUGCUUUGAAAGCCGCCAAAGCAAAGCAGGUCAAGCAAGCUGCUUCUGGGGCAGCUGCUCCGAAGGACGAUGCUCCACCACCGUCGAUGAUUUUGGAUUGUGACAUGCAGGGUGUUGAAGUCAUCUUGGUGGAAAAUUCAUUGGAACCCGAUACUUCCCAAGCGUUAAUCUUGUCGUUUAAUAUGAAAAUGGUUGCGACUCCGUCCCCGAAGGAACAAAUCAUGAGGGGAGGUAUAGAGAAGCUGGCCAUCUUUAGCUCCUACUUUGCUCCUUGGAGAAGGAAUGAAGUCACCUAUGAGGUACUGAAGCCUAUGAAUAUUGGCAUCGACAUGAAUAUAGACACACCUACGAAAGCGACAAAUGUGGUGUUGAAAAUGUCCCCGAUGGAAAUUCGAAUGGCUCCGUCAAUUAUUCGCCUUCUGUCGAAUGUGAAUGCUGAAUUCGCAAAGAGCAGUGCAGUGGUACUGAAGCCUAUGAAUAUUGGCAUCGACAUGAAUAUAGACACACCUACGAAAGCGACAAAUGUGGUGUUGAAAAUGUCCCCGAUGGAAAUUCGAAUGGCUCCGUCAAUUAUUCGCCUUCUGUCGAAUGUGAAUGCUGAAUUCGCAAAGAGCAGUGCAGUGAGUCAGGAAAGCACCGGAUCGCUAGAGAUGAGGCCACCGUCGUUUUCUAACUACUGGAGAGCAAGGCGUAUCGAACAGAAGAAGUUCUGGUUCUACAAUGUACCAACGGCUGAGGAAGCUUGUGAGGCAGAAUGGACGAUGAUGUGA
Cooperia oncophora is the source of this 1035-nucleotide messenger RNA. NCBI's taxonomy places the organism in Eukaryota, Metazoa, Nematoda, Chromadorea, Rhabditida, Trichostrongylidae. The record is from the annotation of a GenBank genome assembly.